Messenger RNA from Metarhizium robertsii ARSEF 23, 1065 nucleotides. RefSeq lists its product as uncharacterized. The record is from RefSeq and is a predicted model, not a curated record. The coding region runs from base 1 to 1065 and encodes 354 amino acids. The transcript has a single exon. Lineage: Eukaryota; Fungi; Ascomycota; Sordariomycetes; Hypocreales; Clavicipitaceae.
AUGGAUGCCAUCGACGCCUUCAAGCUAGCCAUGGAGGCCGUAUACGGUCCGCUCGACAAUGCGACAGCUCAAGACGCGGAAAAAUGGACUCCUCCUGCUUCGCCCGGCGCGGGCGGACAUCACGGCCGAUACUUGUGGACGGAUGCGUUUGGCGUCAUCAACUUUCUGACCCUGUACAAGGAGACAUCCGCGGUGCGCUAUCUCAACCUCGCCGCCGGCCUGGUGGACUCGGUGCACAACAUUCUUGGGAGAACCAGAGACGGAUCCCAAAGGCUGCCUGGUGCAACGGAAGAUGCGCCGUUGACGGGCGGGCUGCGGAUCGGCAAAAUGGCCGAGUUUGGGGCCGACGGCGACGGCCAGUAUCACCACUACCUCACCAUCUGGAUGUUUGCGCUGAACCGUAUGUCCGUGGCAACCGGCGAGCCCAAGUUCAACAACUGGGCGAUGGAGCUCGGCAGGGCCGUCCACCCUCACUUUGUCGUGCCCGACACGCGGGGGCACAAGCGGAUGGUGUGGAAAAUCUCAACCGACAUGAGGGAGGUUCUGGUCCCGUCAGAGGGCCAUCUCGACGCCGCCACGGGGUUCGCCGUCUACAGGCUUUUGCAGCAGACUGCUGAGUCGUACGGCGGGGGGGACGAGUUGUCCCUGCGCGCCGAGAUUGCCGACUACUCGGCGAUAAUGGCGCGCCCUGGAAAGCUGGCGCCGACAAGCGACUCCCUCGACUUGGGCAUGGGGCUGUGGAUGUGCCAGUUUUGUCUUGACGAGCCGUGGGCCGAAGGGUUUGUCGACACGUCGCUGCGGAUGCUGCGGGAUGGGCUGGACCAUUCCCGACAUGGAGGCUCUGGGUUGCAGCGACACAAGAGGCUGGCGUUUAGGGAGUUUGGCGCGUAUCUUGGGGUUCGUUGUAUUGGGGCGGAUGAGGAGCUCCAGGACAGGGUCGACACAUUGAUCAAGUCGUGGGAUGGAACGGGGGGACACGUUGAUGAGGAACUGAAGCCCAUUUCGCACGUCAUGUAUGCGAGUGCUUUGAUCCCUGGUGGUGAGUUUUACUCGUCUAUUGUUUGA